Parastagonospora nodorum SN15 is the source of this 3255-nucleotide messenger RNA. RefSeq lists its product as hypothetical. The record is from RefSeq and is a predicted model, not a curated record. Lineage: Eukaryota; Fungi; Ascomycota; Dothideomycetes; Pleosporales; Phaeosphaeriaceae. Gene Ontology annotation, cellular component: membrane; endoplasmic reticulum. Gene Ontology annotation, biological process: protein O-linked glycosylation via mannose; transmembrane transport. The coding region runs from base 1 to 3255 and encodes 1084 amino acids. The transcript is spliced from 8 exons. Gene Ontology annotation, molecular function: dolichyl-phosphate-mannose-protein mannosyltransferase activity.
AUGGCAGCCAUCGCGUCGAUCAUUAGCAGCUUUUCGCUCAUCUUUGGCGGCUGUUGCGCAAAUGUAUAUUGUCUCGAGGCGAUUGUAAAGAAAGAACCCGACAGCGGGCUGCUCAUCACGCUGUUCCAGUUUGUCUUUACUUGCUUGUCUACGUUACACUACCAGUUUGAUCCCAAUGGUCGUUAUUUCCUCAGGUCAUCGCCUGUGCCAUUCCGAAAAUGGUGCGUCAGCGCGACGCUGUUCUUCACGGUCAAUAUGCUGAACAACUGGGCUUUCGCCUUCAACAUUUCCGUACCUGUCCAUAUCAUUCUUAGAAGUUUUGGUAGUGUGACUACAAUGGCUGCUGGAUGGGCACGUGGCAAGCGAUACACUCGCUUACAGGUGUUCUCUGUUGCGAUCCUGACUGCAGGUGUAAUGGUGUCUGCUUGGGCGGAUGCACAGUCGAAGGGUAAACUCGCGAACAGCUCAAAGGUUGACAUGACAAGUGGCUCCUUCGAGGCAGGCCUUGUCAUCCUGCUUAUCGCCCAGCUCCUUUCGGCAUGGAUGGGGGCCUAUGUUGAGGACAUAUACCGCGACCAUGGCAAAGAUUGGCAAGCCAAUCUCUUCUACUCACACCUGCUCUCGAUCCCCAUGUUCGCCGGCUUUGCUCCCAUCCUCUACGAUCAGUUCACUCGUCUCCAAUCUUCUGAGUCAUUCUCGGUCCCGGUCAGCGUGGCGGCACAGCUACCGCCUUCUCUUAACAAGGCUCUCGCAUCGACGUCUCAGCACGUCAUCUACCUCACGGCCAACGCAGUCACGCAAUUACUUUGCAUUACAGGUGUCAAUAUUCUCAGCGCCAAUACCUCUGCGGUCACUGUGACGAUAGUGUUGAACAUUCGCAAGCUGGUCAGCUUCAUGUUGAGCAUCUGGAUCUUUGGCAAUCAGAUGGGCGGACUGAUGAAGGUUGGGGCUGGUAUGGUGUUUGGUGCAGGCGCACUGUAUGGGUGGGAGACUUCGUACCGCAUUCCGCAACAGAAGAAACUGGAGUCAGCGAAAGGUAAAAAAGGCAGCCUCAAGAUAGAAUCUACAAUGUCAUCUCCCGGCGGCCAGGUGAGGCAGCGCGCGACCAAGGACAAGAAGCGCCCGACGACACCAAACCCCGAGGCGCUCGCCGAGAAGGUGUCGGAAAAAGUCCCCCAUGUGCUGGAAAAGGUAAAGCCCUACAAGCCGGCGCAGCAGGGCGGCGAGUGGGACUACAAGCUGGCCAUCGCGGUCAUGACGGUGCUGGCCUUCAUAACCCGGUUCUGGGGCAUCAGACACCCCGACCAGGUCGUCUUCGAUGAAGUCCACUUUGGAAAGUUUGCUUCGUACUAUCUGCAGCGAACCUACUUCUUCGACGUGCACCCACCCUUCGGAAAGCUGCUCUUCGCCUUCGCCGGCUGGCUGGUCGGAUACAAGGGCGACUUUCUCUUUGAGAACAUUGGCGACUCGUACAUCACCAACAAGGUCCCCUAUGUCGCCUACCGCGCCAUGCCCGCCUCGCUCGGCGCCCUCACCGUGCCCAUCGUCUUCAUGAUCAUGUGGGAGUCGGGAUACUCGCUACCAGCUUGCGUCACUGCCGCUGGCCUGAUGCUCCUCGACAACGCCCACAUUGGCCAGACGCGCCUGAUCCUCCUCGACGCUUCGCUCAUCUUCUUCAUGGCCCUCUCCGUGCUCUCGUACAUUCGCUUCUACAAGCUGCGGCACGAGCCCUUUGGCCGCAAGUGGUGGAAAUGGCUGCUGUUGACCGGUGUCAACCUGAGCUGUGUCAUCUCCAUCAAAUACGUCGGUGUCUUCACUUUCUUCUCCGUCGGUGUUCCGGUCGCAAUCGACCUCUGGGACCUUAUGGACGUCAAGCGCCGCCAGGGUGCUCUGUCGCUUCCCGAGUUCGGCAAGCACCUCGCUGCUCGUGUCAUCGGCUUGAUCGUUGUUCCGUUCCUCCUCUACCUUUUCUGGUUCCAAGUCCACUUCUCCAUCCUGUCCCGCUCCGGGCCAGGCGACGACUUCAUGACCCCAGAGUUCCAGGAGACUCUGAGUGACAACAUGAUGACUCUCCAGUCCGUCGGAAUUGACUACUACGACUCCAUCACUUUGCGCCACAAGGAGACCAAGGUGUACCUCCACAGCCACCCGGACCGUUACCCUUUGCGAUAUGACGAUGGCCGUGUUUCCUCCCAGGGACAGCAGGUUACCGGAUACCCUCAUAACGAUACCAACAACCACUGGCAGAUUCUUCCCGCCACGACCCUGCCCAGCGAGAAGGAGGCGAACGGCUCACGCUUCAACGACACCUUAUUCGAGAUCAAGGUGGACAAGGGCAAAGGCGACUUCAAGACCAUGUCUACCCACUUCAAACUCGUUCACGUGCCCACCAAGGUUGCCAUGUGGACUCACACCUCACCUCUGCCUGACUGGGCUUACAAGCAGGCUGAGAUCAACGGAAACAAGAACAUCCAGCAAUCCAGCAAUGUCUGGUACGUCGACGACAUUCCGUCUCUACCAGCCGAGGACCCGCGCAACAAGAAGGAAGCCAAGCAAGUGAAGAGGCUCAGUUUCCUCAGGAAGUGGGUUGAGCUCCAGCGCGCCAUGUUCUACCACAACAACGCCCUGACCAGCUCUCAUCCAUACGCUUCGCAGCCAAUUUCCUGGCCGUUCCUUCUCCGCGGUGUUUCCUUCUGGACCCAUAACGACACCCGCCAGCAGAUCUAUUUCCUGGGUAACCCCAUCGGAUGGUGGUUGGCCUCAUCCCUGCUUGCCGUCUUCGCUGGCAUCAUUGGCGCUGACCAGCUGGCUCUCCGCCGUGGCAUGGACGCUCUCGAUGACCGCACUCGUUCUCGUCUAUACAACUCUACCGGCUUCUUCUUCCUGACAUGGGCAGCUCAUUACAUUCCCUUCUACAUCAUGGGUCGUCAGCUCUUCCUGCACCACUAUCUUCCUGCCCAUCUCGCCUCGUGUCUUGUCACAGGCGCACUGGUUGAGUUCAUCUUCUGUAUAGAGCCUAUGGAUGUUGAGUCGCCUACCAUCAAGGGCCACCGCCGCACACAGUCACGUCCUGUCCGCGAGCGUAUGGCUACUACCAGCCAAAUGGGUAGCUGGAUCGCCACCGGUGUUAUCCUUGCCGCCACUCUCUGGAGUUUCCUCUUCUUUGCGCCGCUUACAUACGGCUCGCCCGGUCUUGAUGUGGCACAGGUGCAAGCGAGGAAAUGGCUCGGAUACGAUCUGCAUUUUGCCAAAUAA